Pseudocercospora fijiensis CIRAD86 is the source of this 2582-nucleotide messenger RNA. RefSeq lists its product as uncharacterized. The record is from RefSeq and is a predicted model, not a curated record. Gene Ontology annotation, molecular function: ubiquitin protein ligase binding. Gene Ontology annotation, biological process: SCF-dependent proteasomal ubiquitin-dependent protein catabolic process; protein ubiquitination. The transcript is spliced from 2 exons. Gene Ontology annotation, cellular component: SCF ubiquitin ligase complex. NCBI's taxonomy places the organism in Eukaryota, Fungi, Ascomycota, Dothideomycetes, Mycosphaerellales, Mycosphaerellaceae. Bases 13 to 2295 code for a protein of 760 amino acids.
CCGCCACCACCCAUGCCGACCAACAAGGACGAUAUCAACGGCACUUGGGCUUUCCUCGAGUGGGGAGUGGAGCGCAUCAUGUACGGUCUUAGCGAGGGCGUCGACCUCAAGACCUACAUGUCGCUGUACACCAGUAUACAUAACUUCUGUACUGCCCAAAAAGCCGUCGGCGUGCAGCAGAGCAACCUCAACUCGAAUCACCGCGGUGCGCACCUCCUCGGAGAGGAUCUAUACCAUAGGCUGAAUGAGUACUUGCGGAAGCACCUGAAGACCGUGCACGAGGAGAUGGUCAACCACGCAGAUGAAGCUCUUCUCACUUUCUAUAUCAAGGAGUGGAAGCGUUACACACAGGCGGGAAUGUACAACAACCAUCUAUUCCGCUACCUGAACCGCCACUGGGUGAAGCGCGAGAUGGAUGAGGGCAAGAAAGACGUCUACGAUAUCUACACGCUGCACCUGGUCCGAUGGAAGGAGGACAUGUUCGGCAGCACGCAGAAUGCGGUCAUGGAUGCGGUCCUCCGCCUGGUGGAAAAGCAGCGCAAUGGCGAGACCAUUGAGCAGUCGAAGAUCAAGGAUGUCGUGCAGUCUUUCGUGUCUCUUGGCAUCGACGAUGCAGACAGUUCUAAGACGACACUGGAUGUCUACCGCACAUAUUUCGAGAAGCCAUAUCUCGAGGCCACGUCCGCAUACUACGACAAAGAGUCGCAACAGUUCUUGGCUGAAAACGCCGUUGUGGACUACAUGAAGAAGGCAGAGCGUCGACUAGACGAGGAGAAGGAUCGCGUGCCUCUUUUCCUUCUGCCGGAGAUCAUGGUGCCUCUCAUGAAGACUUGUGAAAAUGCGCUCAUUGCCAAGCACGCAUCGACCCUCCGAGACGAAUUCCAGAUUCUACUUGACAACGAUAGAGAAGAAGACAUGGCGCGUAUGUACAAAUUGCUUGCACGCAUUCAAGAUGGACUCGAUCCACUCCGCACGCGCUUCGAGAACCACGUCCGUCAAGCUGGAUACCUUGCAGUCGAGAAGGUCGCCGACCAAGGCGAGAGCCUUGAUCCAAAGGCAUACAUCGAUGCGCUUCUCGAGGUGCACACUCAAUAUGCUGCGCUGGUUCAGAACGCCUUCACCGGCGAGUCUGAGUUUGUCCGCAGUCUCGACAACGCUUGCAGGGAAUACGUCAACCGCAACAAGGUCUGCGCAAAGAACUCGAAUCGAUCCCCGGAGUUGCUCGCUAAGCAUGCAGACAAUGUGCUUAAGCGGUCCACAAAGGCAACCGAGGAGGAUGACAUGGAGAAGAUGUUGAGCCAAGUCAUGACCAUCUUCAAAUAUAUCGAGGAUAAGGACGUCUUCCAGAAGUUCUACUCCCGUCAUUUGGCCAAGCGUCUUGUCAAUAGCACAUCUGCUAGCGGCGACGCAGAGACGAGCAUGAUUGCCAAGCUCAAGGAUGCCUCCGGAUUCGAAUACACCAAUAAGCUGCAGCGCAUGUUCCAAGACAUGCAGACGUCUAGAGAUCUGAACAACUCGUACGAAGCAUGGGUUGCUGAGAACAUCGACAAGGAGGAUCGCAAGGAUGGCGUCGAUGCCUACUAUCAGAUCCUGGGUACUGGUUUCUGGCCUCUGCAGCCUCCGACCACACCCUUCUCCCCUCCAACGGCCAUUAUCAAGACGUACGAGCGCUUCUCCAACUUCUACACACACAAGCAUGGAGGUCGAAAGCUCACGUGGCUGUGGCACUUGUGCAAGGGUGAGAUCCGCGCGAAUUAUGUCAAGAUGAACAAGGUUCCAUAUACCUUCCAGGUCUCGACCUACCAGAUGGCGAUCCUGCUCCUGUUCAACGACUCCGAUACUGUUGCGUAUGAUGAGAUUGCCGAACUGACUUCGCUGGAGAAGGCUACUCUGGAUCCCUCGAUUGGUAUCAUGCUCAAGGCGAAGGUCCUUACUGCCAAGCCGGAGGGUGCAUCACCACAAAGCGGCACCUCGUACACUCUCAACCUCGGAUUCAAGAACAAGAAGCUGAAGGUCAACUUGAACGUUGCGAUCAAGUCUGAGCAGAAGCAGGAGGUCGAAGAUACUCACAAGACGAUCGAGGAAGACCGCAAGAUGCUCAUGCAGUCUGCAAUUGUGCGCAUAAUGAAGUCUCGCAAGACCAUGAAGCACAGUCAGCUCGUCUCCGAAACCAUCGCUCAGAUCAAGAAUCGAUUCUCUCCCAAGGUCAGCGACAUCAAGAAGUGUAUCGACAUUCUGAUCGAGAAGGAGUACGUCGAGCGUCUUGAGGGGGAUGACUUGGGCUACAUUGCUUAAGCACAUGAACAUACGAGCUGUCUUUCUGCAGUAAGCUUUCACCAUUCAUUACGGCGUUUCUGGGGCGGCAUGAGAAAGCAGCCGGCCACGCUGCAGCAUUGCUGAGGGACGAAGUCAUGGAUCGAAUGGGCUGGAUUGUGCUUUAGCAUGGCGUGGGCGUUUCAUACGAAGACGGGUCGCUUCAGGAUUUUGAGAUACUAUAGGCUGCAUUUUCGCGGCUACUGUGGAUUCAUCACGAAGUUGAUAGAUGAUGAGAGAAUGUGAAUGACAUGGACAGCACCCCUUCC